Messenger RNA from Komagataella phaffii GS115, 1008 nucleotides. RefSeq names its product RNA polymerase subunit, common to RNA polymerase I and III. Lineage: Eukaryota; Fungi; Ascomycota; Pichiomycetes; Pichiales; Pichiaceae. Bases 1 to 1008 code for a protein of 335 amino acids. The transcript has a single exon. Gene Ontology annotation, cellular component: RNA polymerase I complex; RNA polymerase III complex. Gene Ontology annotation, biological process: DNA-templated transcription. Gene Ontology annotation, molecular function: protein dimerization activity; DNA binding. The record is from RefSeq and is a predicted model, not a curated record.
AUGUCCAACUUAGUCAAUAUUGAGAAGGACAGGGUAACUAAUGUUAGCUCUACGGAUUUUCCAGGAUACGACAGCAAUACUGAUUAUGCAUGGGACCUUCAAAAAUUCAAAGACACUUUGGAAAUUAAAGUUGGCUACAGAACAGACCGGACGCUGAAUUUUGAUCUUAUACACAUAGAUACAUCAAUUGCCAAUGCGUUCCGUAGAAUCAUGAUCAGUGAGGUACCUUCGGUUUCUGUCGAACAUGUUUACAUUAAUAAUAACUCGUCAGUUAUCCAGGAUGAAGUUCUAGCCUCAAGAAUAGGUCUAGUACCUUUGCAGAUAGAUCCCGAUCGCCUAAGUUGGGUGGAUCGAGGCGUGGAAGAGAGUGAACGUUUCACUGACGAAAAUACAGUAGUAAUAUCACUUAAUGUCGCUUGUACCAAGAAUCCACACCCAGCAAAGAAUAACAAUGAUCCAGAAAACUUAUACAGAAACUCAAUCGUUUACUCUAGAGACCUGAAGUUUGAACCUCAGGGUCGUCAGGUGGAAACUUUUGCCGAUUCUCCGGUGGUUGCCGCUGAUCCUGAUAUUGUAAUCGCCAAACUACGACCGGGACAGGAAAUUUCAUUGAAAGCUCACUGUAUCUUAGGGUUGGGAUCAGAUCACGCCAAAUUUUCACCAGUUUGCACUGCCAGUUACAGACUGUUACCGGUAAUUAAUAUUACACAGCCCAUCACUGGUAAAGAUGCAGAAAAAUUUCAAAAAUGUUUCCCCAAAGGAGUCAUUGCCAUUGAAAAUGGCCAAGCUGUAGUCAAGGAUGCUAGAAGAGACACAGUUUCACGAGAAUGUUUGAGACACCCUGAAUUUGAAGGAAAAGUUAAGCUGGCAAGACAAAGAGAUCAUUUCAUUUUCAACGUAGAAAGCACUGGCUGUAUGCCUCCAGAAGAGAUUUUCUUCAAAAGUGUUAGAAUUUUGAAGAAUAAAGCGGAAUACCUCAAAAAUUGUCCGAUCGGGAACAUGAACUAA